Messenger RNA from Poecilia reticulata (guppy), 4578 nucleotides. It is a transcript of the gene slc25a29l, whose product is annotated as solute carrier family 25 member 29-like. Gene Ontology annotation, molecular function: high-affinity L-arginine transmembrane transporter activity. Gene Ontology annotation, biological process: mitochondrial L-ornithine transmembrane transport. Lineage: Eukaryota; Metazoa; Chordata; Actinopteri; Cyprinodontiformes; Poeciliidae. Gene Ontology annotation, cellular component: mitochondrion. The record is from RefSeq and is a predicted model, not a curated record.
GCCUCAGUAUCCUGCGGCUCACGUUGCUCAGGGGUCACGCAGUUUGCAGCAGACCACCCUGCUUCGCAAACUCACGCAAGCUGCUGCGGACCACGGCGAUAACACUGUUGAUUUUGACGCUGUGGGAUCAGCCGCGACAAUUUUAACCCUCAUUUAAGCCGCUGCAGCCAAUGGAUCCGGGGGGCGGUUAGGGCUCGCUAGGGGAGUUGUCUGCUUACAAGUAAGCCGAUUGGGCCGCCUUAAAAAGGGCACACCUCCGCCUUCUGCCGCCGUACAGAAAUAGAAAGGUCUGGCAGGAAGAGCAGCUCUAGUAAGGGGGACAAAUUAAGACGAUUUGCUCGGAGUGAGAGCCGGUUUCAUUAGCCGUAGUAACUGUUUACCUUCUCCAGCCGGGCUGACCACCGAGCCGGGGGGUAAAUCUGCUGUUUCAUUCAGAUCCAAACACAAUUAUUUUCUAUAAUUCAUUCUGAAUUGCAGCUUAAAUCCACUUGAAGGCUUCCAACUUGUUGAUUUUCUAAAGGAAUGGCCCUAGACUUCGCCGCUGGAUGUGUGGGAGGUGCUGCUGGUGUUUUGGUCGGCCAUCCAUUUGAUACUGUAAAGGUGGGUGUUUCCUAAUACUUUCCUUUGAUUUUCUUUCACUCUUGUUAGGCAAUAAACAUAAUUUACAUUUUUUAAAUAACAGAACAUAAACAUUUUCGACAUAAGGAUGAAAUUUGUAAUCAUUUUUUCCAUGUAUGUUUUAUUUUUAGAGCAUAUUUCACUAAAUUGGGGCCAGAAAAUCCUCUGACGGGACAAUACUUCCUAAUCCAACCCAGUUAUUCAUUUUCUUAAACUACAAAAUCCUAAAAAAAUUAUAUUUCCGGUGUGUUUACCUCAGAGAAUGUGUGUGAAUAUUAGCAGCAUUUUGCAUGAAUCCAGUAACUCAUAGGAUAUGUUCACACUGCAGCCUGAAGUGACCCAAAUCUGAUUUUAUUUAAUUUUUUUUGUCAUUUAUUUUUCCAAAUUUGACUUUUUGUAUUUAAAUAAAUGACAAGUAUACAGAAGAUUUACAUAGGAAUUUUCCUGAGGGCCUUUUCAUUAGUAGACUGUUAUUGUUUUAACCAAUUGUUCCAUAUCUUAAAUAAAAUGAGGAAAAUGUGGCGCUUUAUUGGUAAAUUUACAUUUAUAAAUGUAAAAUUUAGCAAAACAAAUUAGCAAGUUCAUUAUAAAAAAAACCCAUUUAGGAUCCUUUCUGGAGAAUUUAGAAAAACAGAAUAAAACAUUUCCCUAACUUAAGUAAAAACACGUCAAAAUAUGGUUAUUAAUAAAUCUCCUUCCAAAGGUUGGUGCCAAAAGAUGCGUCACAGUAUCUUUAAAUUUGACCGCAGGGUAAAUUUUAUAAAGAAUUUAAAUGACAAUUCCUUCACAUUGUUUACAAUGAAAGAUUUAUGGGGGAUCAUCCAGCCAGUUCUCCAGUUGAUAUCCGUCCAAAUAUGAGACUUGAAUGGAACUGCGUAAGACCUGAAAUGUCCCGCAUGCGCAGUAGAGGGCGCCACGGCGCAGUAACGACCCACGUAGCGAGCAUGCGCAGUGCUGAAAAGAAGUGUUUGCGGAAGUAAACAUGGAUGCUAAUAAUUUACGAUUUUAAAGUUGUUGUCCGACCGGAGUCAUCAUAUUAACAACUCAAUCCUCAUUACUGUCCGCCAUAGUUGUUGUUUUUUCUUUGUUCGCGCGCAUCAGGACGCAGAAUAGUGACGUUCGUCGAGAAUCAAUGACGUUCCGGUCGGAUGAAUGCGACCCGAUCAGAUACGUAACGGAUUUGGAGCCACAUAUCCAAUCAAAAAAAAAAAAAAUCCAGUUUGUAUUGUUCAGACCGUCAUAAAAAAAUCGGAUUCUGGUCACUUCCGGCUGCAGCGUGAACGUAGCCGUCAUAAAAUAAAUAUUUCCGUGCUGGAACAGCGUCCUCUGCUGGCAUGGCGAGGAAGCUUCUUCACAUGAAGGCGAAUGUUAGCGUUGCAGCUUGUUGUAGAGGCUGAAUGGAUGUUGGUUGUAGUUCUUUUUACACCUUGCUGUUUGAUGUCAUUUCUCCCUGAGCCGGUGUCUGCUUGGGGCUCGGGGCGGCUGUCUUUAACAGCUACAGUGUCACUGUGUUGUAGAUGAGAGAGAGAAAUAAACAACCUCUCCACGGAAAUGUGACCUAGUGCGGCUUCAGGUUCAAAAUGUGGACAAACCUCUUUACCGCGGCACAUUUCACUGCUUUCAGUCGAUCGUGCGCCAAGAAUCGAUGCUCGGUCUGUAUAAAGGCAUCGGUUCUCCAAUGAUGGGGCUGACGUUCAUCAACGCCAUCGUCUUCGGCGUCCAAGGCAACGCCAUGCGGAAGCUCGGCCGCGACACGCCCCUCCACCAGUUCCUGGCGGGCGCCGCCGCCGGAGCCAUCCAGUGCGUCAUCUGCUGCCCGAUGGAGCUGGCGAAGACGCGCAUGCAGAUGCAGGGAACCGGUGAGAAGAAGUCCAAGAAGAAGAUGUACAAGAACUCCCUGGACUGCCUGGUGAGAAUCUACAGGAAGGAAGGGUUCCGGGGUAUCAACCGCGGCAUGGUGACCACGCUGCUGCGCGAGACGCCUGGCUUCGGCGUGUACUUCCUGGCGUACGACGUGCUGACGCGUUCGCUGGGCUGCGAGCCGGAGGACCCGUACAUGAUCCCGAAGCUGCUGUUCGCCGGCGGGAUGUCGGGCAUCGCCUCCUGGCUCUCCACAUACCCGGUGGACGUCAUCAAGUCGCGGCUGCAGGCCGACGGCGUCGGCGGCGUCAACAAGUACGGCAGCAUCGCGGACUGCGUCAGGCAGAGCUUACAGAAGGAGGGGUACAGGGUGUUCACGCGCGGCCUCACGUCCACGCUGCUGCGCGCGUUCCCGGUCAACGCCACCACCUUCGCCACUGUGACUCUGUUUUUAAUGUACAUGCGACGGGAGGAGGAAUGCAGCAUGCAGAACACUGAGCCGCCCGCCGUGCAGCUGCAGCCGCAGCCGACCAGCAUGUAAGGCGCAGGUUAGCUGAUGCGCACCUCUCCAUCCGUCUGUGGUAUUUAAAAACUUUUUUUUUUAACUAAAAGCUGAAUUUGUGUGUAUAUAUGGCUUCUUUUCUCACCCAUGCUUUUGUACAAUAGUUAUAUUAGGAACAGUAUCGUAAGGGUGCACCGAUUGCAGUUUUCAGGCCGAUUACAGAUCUUUAAAUAAGAAACAUACAUUGGUUCUGCAGUCAUGUUAACGGUUAGCAUUACUUUCUGCUAAUUUCAUGUGUUUAGCUAUUUGGAGUUAGUUUCUGUCAGUGCUCUGUAUCUUUUAAAAAAAAGCCGAUUCUGAUAUUGGACGAUACUGUUUGUUUUUUUUUGUUUUUUGUUUUGUUUGAAAUGUUGGUAAAUGUAUCAGUUUGUAACAGUGAGGUGACUAAUGUUAACUGCAACCGUGCAGUUGAAAUAAGAUCGGCUUUACAUGCAAGUAUCGGCCGAUCACCCAAAAUAAAUCGGUGCACCCCUACUGUAUCGUUACUGUAAUUGUUACAAACAAGUUUAAAAACUAUAAUGCUGUUUAGUAAGGAUGCAUCAAUAUGAAAAUAUGAGCCAAUAACCAUAUUUGAUGUUAAUAUUUACAGAUAUUAUCUAUAUUUUCCACUUUUGCAACACAUUUGGGGUGAAAAAUGAAUAUAUAUUGUUCAUAUCUGACAAAUAUUGUCCGAUACCGAUGUUAGUUCCUAUACUUAUCGUGCAUCCCGACUAUCUAGGUCAGAUAGUGACUGCAUGCGUGUAAAUCGGUGCAGUUAUUCUGGUCAUUUUUUAUGAUAUUAACUUAUCAAAGCUAUCAUGAUUAUCUGGCAUCUUGCAAUAACGGAGAAUAGUUUACAAAAACGUUCCCAAAGUAUUUUUAACAGGUCGGCUGGCUUUGUGUGACUUUAACCUCCUUGUAGUGUUGCAUAAAUACAUUUUUGGAUAUUUUCUGAUAAAAUCAAACGUAAGUUUGCGUUUUAAAGAAGCACCUUAUAUAACCACAUGAAUGGUUGAAGCUAAGGCGAAAUGUUUAUUUUGUUUUUUUUGCAGUAACUACUAAAAACACUGAAUGCUGUGUUGAGUAGGGUUGGAAGAAAUAAACUGUUAGCAGAAGUCACUUUGUCCACAAGGGGGCAGCAGCAGACCAGCUACGUUCACCUAUUUGCAUCAAUAGCUGCUCUUUUUAUAUAACUGCAUAUUUUACUGAAUAGCAUGGAUUAAACUGGAUGAAUGUUGAGACUUAAGAGCUUAAAUGUGGGUUAAAUUUCCCAAUAAUCAUGCAGAAACGAGUAAUACCCCUGUAUGUAGAUGGUGCGUGUUGUGUUGGACAUGAUGUACAUUAAUGUGAAAGUGCUGCUGAUUGUUGUUGAGGCUUUAGAAUGACUUGUAAAUCUGUUUUGUAAUUUUUUUUUGCCUUUUUUUCUAAGUUGGAAGGACUGCUUUAGCUGUCGAAUGCUGCUUUGUAUCCUGUGCUUGACUCUGUACGAUACUUUGCACCAAAGUAGCCAUUCAAAUGUAGAUCUUAAAAAAAAAACAUAAUAAAGAUUUGUUUUCUAA